CCGGAAGUGUUAGCCUGGCUAGCUGUGAGCUAGCUGUGUGGAUGUGUGCAGUUCGCUGGAAGACGAUGGUGUCGUCGUGUCGCAGAUAAAUGUUCGAGCGCUGAUGAAGCAACGAUGUCUUCAGUUCAGUGUCUGAGAGACUUUGUCCACCAGCGACUCACUGCUGCUGCUGAAGAGAUAUUCAGAGUGUUCGAACAAACUGUCCUCGAGUACGAGGACGAGAUCGAUCGACAGAGAAGACUGUUGGACAUCGUGUGGAACCCGGAGAUAAAGCUACACAGGACAGAGUUCCCGCGGAAACAUGUCUGGAAGAAGAGGAAGACUCUCACUGCCCAGCAGCUCCGUGCCCGGGACAGGAACUCAGGUCUGGACCAAGAGGAUCCUGCUGCUGCUGGAGAAAGACCUGGAGAAAGACCUGGAGAAAGACCUGGAGUCAGCGGGAACAUUAUCCACUUCAACGAGGAGAUGGAUCCACAGCGCCGACUGUUGGACAUCGUUUGGAGCCCUGAGAUAGAGAGCCAGAGGACAGAUUCUCCAGAUUCUCCAGAUCCUCCAGAGCCUCCACAGCAACAUGUCUGUAAGGAGGAGGAGCUUCUCACUGACCAGGAGAGGAACCCCAGUCUGGACCAAGAGGAUCCAGAGCCUCCACAGAUUAAAGAGGAGCAGGAGGAGCUCUGUACCAGUCAGGAGGGAGAGCAGCUUGUCCUGAAGCAGGAGGACGAGACCUUCAUGUUGACGUCUCCUUAUGAGGGAAGUGACCACAGUGAACCAACCAGUGAGCAGCAGCUCCUCUCCCACAUCUCUCCUGGAGCUGAGAGCCCAGCUCAGAGAGGAAGUGAGCAUGUGGACCCAGGACCAGCUAGAGAAGAAGAGUCCCAGAGACACAACUCCCCCCCGACACAGAGUCCCUGCUCCACUCACACAGGGGAGACGUCUUUCUCCUGUGACACUUGUGGAAAAGUGUUUGAUGCUAAGUCCAAACUGGACAAACAUCUGAGAAUCCACACAGGUGAGAAGUCGUUUUCUUGUGAAACUUGUGGGAAAUUUCUCACCUCUAAGUUGGGCUUUUUGAUCCACAUGAGAAACCACACAGGUGAGAAGCCGUACACCUGCAACACAUGUGGGAAACAAUUUAGCAACAACUCUGCAUUGAGAACACACAAAAGAACCCACACGGGUGAGAGGCCUUUUCCUUGUGAAACCUGCGGGAAAACCUUCGGUCGGAAGGUUCACUUGGAGGAGCACAUCAGUCGUCACACGGGCGAGAGACCGUUUUUCUGCAAACUCUGUGGGAAAAGUUUCAAGCAGAGGUCGGCCCUGAGAGUUCACAUGAGACUCCACACGGGUGAGAGGCCGUUCUCAUGUGAACUAUGUCAGAAAACCUUCUUGACCAAUUCAAACAUGCUGGUCCACAUGAGAGCCCACACAGGUGAGAAGCCGUAUUCUUGUGACACUUGUGGGAAAGCUUUUCUCUGUAAGUCCAGGUUGACCCUUCACCUGAGGGUCCACACGGGGGAGAGGCCCUUUUCUUGUGACUUCUGCGGGAAGACAUUUACUCGGAAGGUUCACUUGGAGGAGCACAUUCGUCGCCACACGGGCGAGAGACCAUUUUUCUGUGAAAUAUGCGGGAAAAAUUUCAAACAGAGGUCAGCCCUGAGAGGUCACAUGAGACUCCACACAGGUGAGAAGCCUUAUAUCUGCAACAUGUGUGGGAUGAGCUUUAUUCAUGCAGCAUCCUUAAGAAAGCACAUUAGGGUCCACACGGAGGAGAAGUUGUUAAUCCCUGAAGAUGUGGGAGAGAUUUCCCGUGUUGUGGUGAACUGACUGAAGGUGACCAGAGUCCUCACUGGUGAGAAACCACAUCACUGCAGCACCUGAUGGAGAAGAGAAUUAGACGUGUCUCUGUUAGGAGGUUACAGGGUCACAGACAGUACAGUCACAUGCUGGGAAAUAUGUGGCAGAGGAGCAGUUCUGUGUUUCAUGGACACGACGCACAAGAAGCCACAGAAGUGAAGAGCCACAUAAUCAAAACUAUUUCCUAAAGUGUUUCUAAUCCACACCGUUGAGAGAACAGCUGAGAAUCAGGUCACACAGAAGAACCCAUCAGGACCAAGCUGGUGGAGACGAGUGGAUCCUCGAGACCGAGCUCCUCACAGUUCUGUUUGCAGCAGCAUCUCUCUGAAACACCCGGGAGCCUCCGAGUCUUCAGAGCGACUCCGCGUUCAUAACAAUGUGUUUGGCCUCUUCAAUAAUUAUGUCUUUUUAAUACUUAUAUUCUCCACCUCAGUUACAUGAGUGUUGUCCUCCUGCCAGAUAGAUUCUUUGAUUCUCUUCCUCCAGCUUGUUCGUUCAUUUUCUAUUUGAUGUAUUGUGGAUAGUACUUGACGGUUUGUUUGAAAACAUAAAAUAUUCCAUUGUUUGCCUUUAGACUGCAUCACAAAUUCACAAAUAUUAAUUAUAUAAUCACGGUUAACAAAAAGUAAAUAUUAUGUUUUUGUUUAGAUUGAUUUCAUGUUAUUUAAAAAACAUUUGUAGUCAGUUACAUUUACUUCAGUUAAGUUACUGCUCUGAAAAAUAAUUACAUACAAACACAGUGACUAAAAUACAAACAAAUAUUGUAGAGGUCAGAACUUUGGACAUGAAAGUUGAAUAUUUAUUCUCCUGCCUCCUCCAAGUAUAGUCCCCCCCCCCCCCAUGUUAGAUCCACUCAAAGGCCCCCUCUAGUGGCGCAGCAGUGCCGCACACUCACAAACGUACAUUGUGUGUGAAGCACUAAAGAAUCAAGACCAGGGCGCAGAAAGCAUAUCAGUGGAUUUGGAAAAUGAAUUAACCCUGAAUAUUAAAUAUAACAAGAAUAUAAUUACAUAUUUACCUUUUUUAAGAUGAGUUAAAUCACACAAAACUAGUUCCCGACACAACUUCAGGUUGUUAACAGUGGGACACUAGUAAACAUAAACCAUCUUACUAUUAAUUAACCUCACACAUUUGUAACAACAAAACACUUAUAAUAUAAUCCCAGAGUGUGAGUUAAUGUCAAUGUUAUGAUCUGUCAAUACCAGUGUUUUAACACUAUCUAAGGGGGGGGGGUGUUAACCAGUAACAGCACAGUACAGGGAACUAACAAAGAAUAAGGAAUUCUAAUAAUAUACUUUCAAAUACGUGAAUAAAGUAAAUGUUUUUUUAUCUUAGUGCAUUCUCCAUUAAAUACGAAAUAUAGGUCUGUUUCUUUUAAUGAAUGCUAUAACCUUGUACGUUUUAUUAAUCCUUGUAAUUUCUAGUUACUCUGCUCAUUUAUAAAGCUGCUGUGUUGUAUACUUAUCCCAGAACCUUUUCCUCAUGUGAGUAGACACUAACACAACCUGCCAACAGGCAUCUGCUUCGUACAAUAACUUUCACCAGAUCAGAGAAUCCUGGGACCUACACACACACACACACACUUUGCUGAGUGUGUGUUUCAGUGUUAACCUGAAGAGCUGCUCUGCUGUACAGUUCAACCACAGUUGUUUCCCUGUGUGUGUGCGUCCAAAGCAAAGUACGUUAGUUGUUUAUUUGUCGGCCACGUCGUCACUGCAUUCUUGUGUGUGUCUCUGUUGUGUAAACCUCGUGACUGCUUUAUUCCUUGUUGGCUUGUGUUUUAGCCUGUGCAUUGUAGCUAAGCUAAAGGCUACUGGAUAGUUGUGGCUGAUGAUUAGCUUUAUUAUGAGUGUGCUUUUAUUUGUAGAACCACACACAUACACAAACACACACACCUUUCUGUUGAAACUCUGCUGGAUUAAAGAGCAGGAAACUGAACAACUGUCUCCUGAGUCAUCAUUCACAUUAAAUCCUGGUGGAACACGGAGAAUGCUCCCGAUGCACACACUGAGAUUCUAACUGAGGAACCAGC
Messenger RNA from Limanda limanda (common dab), 3886 nucleotides. Its product is annotated as gastrula zinc finger protein XlCGF57.1-like. The transcript is spliced from 3 exons. Gene Ontology annotation, molecular function: DNA-binding transcription factor activity, RNA polymerase II-specific; RNA polymerase II cis-regulatory region sequence-specific DNA binding. Gene Ontology annotation, biological process: regulation of transcription by RNA polymerase II. The record is from RefSeq and is a predicted model, not a curated record. Bases 115 to 1824 code for a protein of 569 amino acids. Gene Ontology annotation, cellular component: transcription regulator complex; PcG protein complex. NCBI's taxonomy places the organism in Eukaryota, Metazoa, Chordata, Actinopteri, Pleuronectiformes, Pleuronectidae.